Amyelois transitella is the source of this 1749-nucleotide messenger RNA. Its product is annotated as dynein intermediate chain 3, ciliary-like. The record is from RefSeq and is a predicted model, not a curated record. Gene Ontology annotation, molecular function: dynein light chain binding; dynein heavy chain binding. The transcript has a single exon. Gene Ontology annotation, biological process: outer dynein arm assembly; cilium movement. NCBI's taxonomy places the organism in Eukaryota, Metazoa, Arthropoda, Insecta, Lepidoptera, Pyralidae. Gene Ontology annotation, cellular component: outer dynein arm. The coding region runs from base 1 to 1749 and encodes 582 amino acids.
AUGCCGUAUGAAAAAUGGAAAUAUGAGUACAGUAAAAAAAGAAAAACCUUUGGGAGGCAACCCCUAUUUCAAGACGUGAAAGCGCACUUGUUGGAUUCCAUCCAGCCAAAUAAGCAAGAUCAGAAAAUGUAUUUACUUCGAAACCCCGUGCAUCGUGAAAUUCAAGCAACACAUUUUUAUUCCGAAAACGAAGUCAACACAAUACCAGUGAUUACUCGUGAAGAAGGUAUAAACCAUGUUGAAGGGGGCUGGCCGCGUGACGUUCACCUUCAUAAUGAAGAACACGUACUUCGUCAUCGUCGUAGAGUUAUGCAUGACGAUAACUACGUUAGCACAGUUUUAAAUCUUGCACCGUUAAUGACACAUUAUGUGUACCAAAAUAAUGCAAUCGAUAUGUACCAAACUUAUUUUGACAAAAUGCAACCACAGGAAGCAAUUGAAAAAUAUAGUAUUCGAACAGCUAACACUUUCCGUGAUGUUUUCAAGAGACAAAUUUCAUGCAUUCAAUGGACAAAAGAAAAUCCCUCAAAAUUAGUUGUAGCCUAUUGCAACAGAAGUAAUACCUACCUAACAGGAAGUCCAGAAAAACACAAAUCGUGUUUUAUUUGGGACAUCACACAACAAAUAGAACCUAUCUGCUAUUUACAACCGAAUGAACCAUGUUGGCAGUUGGCUUGCUCUAAUGUUGAACCUGAAAUAAUAGUAGCUGGACUUGAAAAUGGGACUGUUUGUGUUUUUGAUACCCGUAAAGGUUCAGAUCCUGUUAAUCAUAGUAUUGUAUACAACUCUCAUCGAGGCCCAAUCACUUCCCUUCUUUAUAUUCAUUCGAGAACAAAUACUGAAUUUUUUUCGGGUUCACUUGAUGGCCAAUGCUUGUGGUGGGAUGCGCGCAACCUUUCUGCUCCAACAGCUCAAUUACCAAUAUGUAUCAAUCUGAAACCUGGACAGACACCAAAUUUAGGAAUAUCUGAAGGAGUAAGCUGUUUAGAUUUCAACCCCGGAUUACCUACUAGAUUUCUUUGUGGGACUGAAAAAGGGUUAAUUGUAAAUGCAAACCGAAUGGGUAAAACUCACUCUGAAAUAUUGUCAUCAUUUUGGAAUACACACAACGGUACAGUGCGAGCAGUUCAUCGUAGCCCUUGUACGUUGAGAAUGUUUUUGACUUGUGGUGAUUCAUGUGUUCGCAUCUGGAGUGAGGAAGUUCGUACAGCUCCGAUUAUAGUCACAAAACCCUAUCGCUAUGAGGUCAGUGAUGCUACGUGGGCACCGUUGAGGUUUUCAAGCUACAUGUCAGUUUGUGCUGGAGGCAUGUUUUACUAUUGGGAUCUUCUCCGUAAAUAUAAAGAACCAAUUGCAACUCUGCAGGUUUCUCCAAAUGGGCUCACUAAACUUAUGCCUCAUGUUGACGGUCAGAUGGUCGCUGUAGGAGAUGUAAAUGGAUCUUUAUUUUUACUUCAAUUAUCGGAAAAUAUGACUCUACCGGGACCUCGAGAUAAACAAUUAAUGUCAAGCACAUAUGAACGUGAAACACGACGAGAACAUCUUAUAGAUGCUCGUGUAAGGGAAAUACAUUUAAAAGCGCGACAAGCAGAAGAUGCAGCUAGAUUAGCUGAAGAAGGAGAAGAGGAAAGUGUAAAAUCUGUAGUUGACGAAUUACAAGAGGCAGAUAAUGAUUAUUUUAAAAUAGUUAAUGAAGAAUUGAAAAAUAUGGAAAUAGAACCUACUGAUAGUAGCAUAUCUAUAAAUUGA